Messenger RNA from Anopheles funestus (African malaria mosquito), 5208 nucleotides. RefSeq names its product ATP-binding cassette sub-family C member 10. The transcript is spliced from 3 exons. Gene Ontology annotation, cellular component: membrane. The record is from RefSeq and is a predicted model, not a curated record. The coding region runs from base 406 to 4929 and encodes 1507 amino acids. Gene Ontology annotation, molecular function: ABC-type transporter activity; ATP binding; ATP hydrolysis activity. Gene Ontology annotation, biological process: transmembrane transport. Lineage: Eukaryota; Metazoa; Arthropoda; Insecta; Diptera; Culicidae.
AUUGUUUACCAUAUGAUUGUCAUUGUGCGAUUGUUUUGGUUUUACUGUUCUUCACAUACUGCCGUUUUUUGUGCAUAGUACGAUUAUACAGCUAGUUAUUGAUAGUUCCACUAGUCCGCUCAACAGACGGUACACCUAAUCAUACGCAUACUGUAACAAGUACUUGUGUUUUUUUUCUUUAACUUAGCCAGAACGUUGAUGACGUUGUGUGUUUCAAGAUUUUGAUAAGCGAUGAUGAAUAAUAAGCUGGAGAAUGUGGUGUAGAGAUGUGUCAUCUUCACAUAAUAGAGUUUUACAUCACACGCUAUCCGGUGCUGUGAUCUCUGAUACGUAAAUCAACCGGUAAACGAAAACAGAGUGCAUCUUGGAUGGUGAUAAGAGCAGGAAGCUCGCAAAAGAAGAAAAAUGUUCAUCUGGGACCAAUUCUGGAGCGACAUAUGCCCAACCGGAUUAAGGCCGUGGGUGCAGACUAAUAAUGAUCUUGCACCAUGCUUCCAGGAGCUCGUACUGCAGCUGCCCAUACUAGCGCUAUUCGCCACCUUUUCAGCUUUCUACUAUGGGACCCAUUGGCGUACGGUGUCCCGCAAUGAAACACAACUGCGAGCAUUGCGGUGCCGGAUUUGGGCAUCGUUAUUUUUAAUAUUCGUGCCAGCUGCAAAAGUGUACUACAUUUUCCGCAUGCAGAAGGAAUUGUAUCCAGUUGACAUAUUGCUCGCAUGUGUACAGCUCAUAGCAUGGUCAAUUCACUGCUGCUUUUUACUGUCCUCAGUGCGAAAAGGUUCUCUUAGUCACCGUGGUCCACUAGCACUUAUUGUUUUAUGGACUUCACUAUUGGCACUACAUGCCAUAUGGCUUCAUACAAACCUUUACACGGAGUAUUGGUUAUGGUACGCGUGUCAACUAUCGCUGUAUCUCAUCUAUGGUGCAACACUUGUUGCGCCAGGGAAUGCUCAUUACGUGCGUCUCCGAAGGACGGAGGACGAAGAACGACAAGCGUUGUUAUCCCAAUCAUAUACGCGUUUCUUCGAGGACCUGGAAGAAACAGCACUUGGCCCAAUUGAAGACGACGCGAAUCUUUUUUCAAAAAUAGUUUUCUACUGGGUCCGGCCACUAAUCGCAAAAGGAGUCAGUGGGAAAUUAAAACGCAGCGACGACCUGUUCGAUUUGCCCGAAGCUCUAACACUGCAUCGAGUUACGGAGAAACUUCAAUCGGCACUGAAUACAACGACCUCCUUGCUGAAAGCGCUGCACAGAUGCUUCGGAUGGGAAUUUUAUCUGGUCGGACUGUUGCGACUGUUUGGCGAUCUUUCCGGAUUUGCUGGUCCAAUCUUACUCGGUGGUCUGUUACGUACGGAGGACAAUGGAAACGGCACUACAAUAACAGAUCCAACGGAUCCUAACGCAAUGGUGGAUUAUCGUGCAUAUUACUACGCUCUGGGAUUAUUCAUUUCGGCUCUGGUUAGUGCUUUCUCGGCAGUACAUUUUAACUGGCGUAUGACGUUUGUCAGCAGCAAAAUGCGAAUGUCCAUCGUUACGGCCAUAUAUCAAAAAUCUCUUACCGCGAAGCAACUGCAGACAGCCCGUCCCGAAAUACUGAACUUAAUGUCAACCGACACGGAUCGUAUCGUAAACUCAUGUAUCAGCUUCCAUUCGUUCUGGAGCAUCCCAUUCCAGCUGUUUACCACGCUAUAUUUACUCUACACCCAGCUCGGUGUCGCUUUUGUUGCUGGCGUUUUGUUCGCGGUGUUACUGAUCCCGAUCAAUCGCAAGAUCGCACAGAAAAUUGGACAACUUUCGCAGGGCCUGAUGUCGGCGAAGGAUGGUCGCGUUACAAUCACCACAGAAGCCAUCAGUGGGGCGAAAGACAUCAAGCUUAAUGCCUGGGAGGAUGUUUUCAUCGGUAAGAUCCAUAACCGGCGUGAAGAGGAAAUGCAUUUCCUUGCGAGAAGGAAAUAUCUGGACGCUUUAUGUGUGUACUUUUGGGCCACAACCCCGGUAUUGAUGUGUCUGUUCACCUUUGGUACUUCGAUUUUGCUCGGCAAACCGUUAACUGCGGCUACGACCUACACCAGCGUAGCAUUGCUGAACAUGCUCAUUGGUCCCUUGAAUGCGUUUCCGUGGGUACUGAAUGGUUUGACCGAGGCGUGGGUAUCUUUAAAGCGCGUGCAGGAACUGUUUGACCUACCGGACGUUAAUCUGCAGGAAUGCUAUCGCCCACUCAGCGCUACCGAUGCAUCGUUUUCCAAUUCUUCGAAGCGUCCCGUCGUGCUAGCCAUCAAGGAUGGCAACUUUGAGUUUGAAAUCAAGCGCAGUCGCAAUGAUUUGAAGUUGGUGCAGGAAGACAUCAUUGAUUUCGCUUUCCGCGAUCUAACGCUGCAGGUGCGCCAAGGAGAGCUCGUUUGUCUGGAAGGUCCUGUUGGUGGUGGCAAAUCCUCGCUAUUGCAGGUGAUAAUGGGCUACUUUAAAUGCGUUGCCGGUGCCGUAGCAAUCUCGACGGACAUAAACGAAGGCUUUGGUUACGUUGCACAGACUGCCUGGCUGCAGCAAGGAACCAUCCGGGACAAUAUUCUUUGGGGCGAAAUCUACGAUGAAGCACGUUAUAAAGCGGUCAUUCAUGCCUGCGCAUUGCAGUAUGAUUUGGAUGCAUUACGCGGUGAUAGUACGGGCGUUGGCGAGCAAGGCCGCACCUUGUCCGGUGGGCAAAAAGCACGAGUAGCGCUGGCACGUGCAGUUUAUCAGAACAAGAGCAUCUAUCUGUUGGAUGACAUUCUAUCAGCGUUGGAUGCACACGUCGCAUCGCAUAUCAUUCGUCACUGUUUGUUCGGGCUGCUGAAGGACAAGACACGCAUCGUCGUUACCCAGCACGCGAUGGUAUUGAAUCGAGCCUCGCAAAUCCUUCACGUGGAAGCGGGCCAAGUUUCGCAGAGUGACGCACCGAACGUUGGUUCGCUGCUGAGUGAUUAUGAUGAUUACGACGAGGAUACGAGUACCACACUGUCCUUGGCCAAUGGUACAUCGCCGUACGUAGCAGUGCGCCAGGAAGAGGACCAACGAAGCACCGACAGCGUGCUGAUGGAAGAAUCGCGUGAAUUCGGUCAUCUCGAUCGAAGAGUACUCGGAGCUUACUGGCAAGCCACAGGACGUAGCCUUGGGCUGUGGGUUGUCAUUGCCGUACUGAUGAUGCAAAUAUCUCGUAAUCUUACUGAUGCGUGGUUAGCGUACUGGGUUGGGACAACCAAUCAAACACCCGGCAAUAAUACAACGCUGGCGGAAAGUCCUACCGUACUCGAACAAAAAUCUUCCGAAGGAUUGCUUGCAAUGGUUGAUCACCUUCUCGUACCAACAGUUACCAACGGAACAGCAUCGUCUUUCUACUACCUGGGAGUUUACGCAACUUUGGCGAUCAGUAACAGUCUGCUUACGCUAGUGCGAGCAUUCCUGUUUGCGUAUGCUGGUUUAAAAGCGGCCAAAUGCAUACACGAUCGUUUGCUGCACAGCGUUCUAUAUACUAAGCUGCAGUUCUUCGACAUAGUUCCGCUUGGAAGAAUCCUCAACCGCUUCUCUUCAGACGUCUACACAGUAGACGAUACCCUACCAUUUAUAAUGAACAUUUUUUUGGCACAGUUUUUUGGGCUGCUGGGAGCACUGUUGAUAAGUCUGUAUGCUAUGCCUUGGCUGGGAUUGCUGAUCGUGCCACUCGUGCCAAUAUAUCUGUCCUUGCAAAACAAAUAUCGCUACGCUUCACGUGACAUAAAGCGGCUUUCGAGCAACGCCCUUUCACCGCUGUAUGCUCACUUUACCGAAACAUUGCAAGGACUUACCACGAUUCGUGCAUUGCGAGGGGAGAAACGGUUCCAACGAGAUUUUCUGUACAAGCUUGGUGAAAGCAUAAAAGCACAACUAUCUGCAGCAGCUACACAGCAAUGGCUGGGACUGAGGCUACAGCUGUUGGGCGCUUUUCUCGUUGGAGGAUCUGGAUUACUAGCUGCCAUAACAUCUGCACAUAUGACAUCCCCCGAGCUAGUAGGACUGGCCAUUUCCUAUGCGUUGUCCAUCACCGGUCUACUGUCGGGGUUGUUAUAUGCAGUCGCUGAAACGGAACAGGAGCUUGUCGCAGUCGAACGUAUCGAUCAAUACUGUCAACUGGAACCAGAAGUAAAUGCAGAUGGAUCUGCCGAUCCACCAUUUGGUUGGCCUUCCCAGGGAGUGGUAGUUUUCGAUAAUGUACAUAUGCGCUACCGGGAACAUUUACCAUACUCCAUACGCUCGAUCAACAUUAAUGUGAAGCCGUGUGAACGUAUCAGCAUUGUCGGGCGGACUGGAUCGGGAAAAACCUCCGUAGUCGCUGCACUGCUUCGUGUUGCACCCUUAGACAAAGGCACUAUAGCAGUGGACUUUGUAAAUAUAUCUACCUUACCUUUGGACGUACUGAGAAGCCGCAUUGCGCUGAUAUCCCAAGAUCCGUUCCUGUUCAACGGUACCAUCCGUGACAAUCUCGAUCCGCGCGCAGUACACGUUGAUUCUGAAAUUUGGGAAGCCAUCACCUGCUGUUUGGCAAGUCCGCUUGUGCAAGCGCUUGGGGGUUUGUACGCUCAGCUGGACGUUAGUGGAGCAAACCUUUCCGCGGGACAAAAGCAAUUGCUCUGCCUUACCCGGGCACUGCUCAAGAAGUCAAAAAUCGUGCUGAUUGAUGAAGGAACAUCCAAUCUAGACUUUGAAUCGGAAUCAGCCAUUCAGUUAGUGCUUAAAAAUGCCUUCCGCGGCCGUACGGUCAUCGUGGUGGCUCAUCGAUUGCGAGGAAUUCUUGACACCGAUCAAGUGUUCGUCAUGCAGGAUGGGACCGUCAUUGAGCAGGGUGUACCCCGCGAUCUUGCCGAGCAACCAAAUUCCGUGUUAUAUUCUUUACUGCAGGAACAGCAGAACGCUUAGCGAAACAUACGUAGCAUGUAACAUAACCGCCUGAUCGGUGUAAUAUUAGAAACUAGAAACAAAGAAAGAAUGAAAUAGAAUACAAGAAUGAAAUAUUAAAAAUGUAAUGUUUCCCGUACCAUAUUAACUAGUGUUAAGUAUGUAUGUAUAUUUAGUGUAUUUUUUAAAACACCAUGUUAAAUUGUAUUUUCAGUUUAAAUGGAGUCUUACCUUUUAUCACCUACAACUUAUUGGUAACGAAAUAAAUUUGUUGGAGUGGUCAAGCUCCUUUUAGCCAUA